GAGAGAGAGAGAGAAAGAGAGAAAGAGAGAGAGAGAGGGAGUUGUGUUUAACACUUCUCAUCAGUCAGUGGUGGUGGAUUUAUCAAGAGUACAUUUGGAUGCAAAAAAAUAAAUUAAAUAAAAACCAAAGAACUGAGAGGGAGUGACACUAAAUAAGAGCAGUGAUGCGACUGGUCAGCGUGGCCGGUGCGCGGCUGCGCAGGGCGGCCGAGGAGGAGGAGGAGAGGGAGCACCCUGCGCCUCCUCCCUCGCACCACUCCAACCACCAGUUCGCCAACAUGAAGAACAAGUUCUUCAAUGAGCUCACGCACAUGCCAAAUCAUAAACUCAGGAUGCCCAUGUGGGCGGUGGGAGCCAUUGUGUUCGUGGUCCUUGCCCUUAUUGCCUGCAUGGGAUUCUGCAUCUACAGGAAGUGCUGCAACAAGACCAAGAAGCCCAAGAAGGUCCGUGAGAGGAAGGGAGGACGAGGGCGCAGGAAGAAGGACAAGGAUGGAGAGGAUGGAGAUGAUAAGAAGGAGGGAGAGGAAGGGAAGGAAGAUGAGGAGAAGGAGAACUUUGGCAAACUGGAGUACUCACUGGACUAUAACUUUAAUGAUAACCAGCUGAUAGUCGGCAUCCUCCAGGCUCAGGACCUUGCAGCCAUGGACCUUGGUGGGACCUCAGAUCCCUAUGUCAAAGUCUACAUGCUGCCAGACAAGAAGAAGAAGUUUGAGACCAAAAUCCAGCGCAAAAACCUCUGUCCCGUCUUUAAUGAGACCUUCAUCUUUAAGAUACCCUAUAGUGAGUUGGGUGGUCAGACUCUGGUGCUGCAGGUGUUUGACUUUGACCGUUUUGGUAAACAUGACGUCAUCGGCGAGAUCAAGAUCCCCAUGAACAGUAUAGACCUCGCACAGCCAAUACACGAAUGGAGGGAUCUGGUUGGAGGAGAGAAAGAGGAGCAAGAGAAGCUGGGCGAUGUCUGCAUUUCCCUUCGUUACGUCCCCACGGCCGGUAAGCUAACGAUUAACAUCAUGGAAGCCAAGAACUUGAAGAAGAUGGAUGUUGGAGGACUGUCAGAUCCCUUUGUUAAGGUGGUGCUGCAGCACAACGGGAAGCGACUGAAGAAGAAGAAGACGUCAGUCAAACAAAACACUCUGAAUCCUUACUUCAAUGAGAGUUUUAGCUUCGAGAUCCCCUUCUCCCAGAUCCAGAAACUCCAGGUGGUGAUCACUGUGUACGACUAUGACAAGCUGGGCAGCAACGACGCCAUUGGCAAGUGCUGGUUUGGCUAUGGCGCCUCAGGCGUCGGGCUACGCCAUUGGUCAGACAUGCUGGCCAAUCCCAGGCGUCCAGUGGCCCAGUGGCACACGCUGCAGCCAGAGGAGGAGGUGGAUGCUGCUCUGAAGGCCCCCAUCCGCUAAACACACACACAUGUAUACACCAACAUCAUCUGCAUAGGAGGGGUAUUCUUUCGUUUGAAACCAAACAAAUGUAGGUUUGACCUCUAACUUGAAUAGUAAUCUUUAAUGUGCUUUGGUUUCACAUCAUCAUUCAUUUUUUAAUAUUUCAUCUCUUCAUAUGACUACAUGUGUGCUUUAUAUUUAUUUACUGUAUUUAUUUAUUUAUCUAUUUUAUUUAUAUAUAUCUUAUAUACAAUUGUACACAAACACACGUGUACUUGCAACACACUUAAAUUGAUACAAAUCUACAGUAUGCACACUGCAGCUAAAUGUAUGUGCAUUGGCUCAUGUAUACAAUGAAAGGCUGUACAUUUACGCUCACCGACUUACUAAUUAAAUGACUCACCUAUUAAUAUAUUAAAGGGACACUCCAGCAAUUUAGUAUUUCAUUUCCAUAAUGUUUGACAAGAGACAGAUAAAGAGUCAAAAUCGAGGCGGAAUAUCCCGACUUUUAGUCCCUAAAAACCCUGGAUUCAACACCUCCCAUAAUGCACCUUGAUAGUCUUUCUGUAUGCCCUUACUGCCUGGUGAAUGUCUUCAUCAUUCAAACUCAGUGGCCCCAGUUCAUAACGCAGGCUUUCUGACUUCUGUCAAGGAAAACAUGAUGCAACUGUUUUCCCAGGCUGAGAGUUUUCCUUAUGAUGAGUAAA
Molecule: messenger RNA, 2089 nt
Organism: Sebastes umbrosus (honeycomb rockfish)
Lineage: Eukaryota; Metazoa; Chordata; Actinopteri; Perciformes; Sebastidae
Gene: syt5a
Product: synaptotagmin Va
Exons: 10
Coding region: 165-1400 (411 amino acids)
Biological process (GO): regulation of calcium ion-dependent exocytosis; calcium ion-regulated exocytosis of neurotransmitter; cellular response to calcium ion
Cellular component (GO): synaptic vesicle membrane; axon; dense core granule
Molecular function (GO): clathrin binding; syntaxin binding; calcium ion binding
Source: RefSeq, a predicted model, not a curated record